GCAGGCACCAGUUACCAGUGAAUUGAGGUAACGGAGGAGCUACUGGGAAUUGAAGCGCUACUAAUCAAAUCAUAAUUAGCCUCUGGCUCUGGAGAAGAAACAGACCCUACUACACUACCAUUUCGCAACUUUGACGAAUCUUUUCUUUCAAUUUUCUUCCUUAUUUCCUCAGGAACCAAACGUGAUUCUGAAGGGUCCGGAUUUUUUCCCAAUUAAUUUUUUUUCCUUUUUGGAAUUCCGGGUUCCGCAAAUCUUCUUCCAACCAGUAGGGGUUUGCACCAUUUUCUUUGUAUUAUAUAAAUAGCUGCCACCUGAUUUUGUGGAUCACACUCAAAACAGGGAUCAAGCACAGAGAAAUAGGAGGAGAAAGAAAGGGCACAAGGAGAUUGAUUUGAGGUGUUUGAAUUGCGUCAGGUUAUUGAGAUCUGAGAGAUUAAAAGAAAUGGCGACUGAUUCAGCUAAUGGACAGCACCAAGGAACAACCAAACUGCCUCCACAGCCUUCCCCGUUGCGUUCUUCCAAGUUCUGCCAGUCCAAUAUGAGAAUUUUGAUCACUGGAGGAGCUGGGUUCAUUGGGUCCCACCUGGUGGACCGGCUAAUGGAAAAUGAGAAGAAUGAGGUAAUUGUUGCUGAUAACUAUUUCACCGGAUCUAAAGAAAAUCUCAGGAAGUGGAUUGGCCAUCCAAGAUUUGAGCUCAUCCGUCAUGAUGUCACAGAGCCGUUGCUGGUUGAGGUUGAUCAAAUUUACCAUCUUGCAUGUCCUGCUUCUCCCAUUUUCUACAAGUACAAUCCUGUAAAGACGAUAAAAACCAAUGUGAUUGGUACCCUCAACAUGUUGGGCCUUGCCAAGAGAGUUGGAGCUAGAAUUUUGCUCACCUCAACUUCAGAGGUGUACGGUGAUCCUCUUAUCCAUCCUCAGCCGGAGACCUACUGGGGUAACGUCAACCCAAUCGGGGUCCGGAGCUGCUACGAUGAGGGGAAACGUGUGGCUGAGACAUUAAUGUUUGAUUAUCAUAGACAGCAUGGGAUUGAAAUUCGAAUUGCCAGGAUCUUCAACACAUAUGGACCACGGAUGAAUAUCGAUGAUGGGCGUGUUGUCAGCAACUUCAUAGCUCAAGCAAUUCGUGGCGAGGCAUUGACAGUGCAGAAGCCUGGAACCCAAACCCGCAGCUUCUGCUAUGUAUCUGACAUGGUUGAUGGCCUCAUCAGGCUGAUGGGAGGAGAAAACACUGGACCGAUCAACAUUGGAAACCCAGGGGAGUUCACCAUGACCGAACUCGCAGAGACAGUGAAGGAGCUGAUAAACCCCGAGGUGGAGAUAAAGAUGGUGGAGAACACACCAGAUGAUCCAAGGCAGAGAAAGCCCGACAUCACAAAGGCCAAGGAGUUGCUUGGAUGGGAGCCUAAGGUGAAGUUGAGGGAGGGACUUCCCCUCAUGGAACAGGACUUCCGUAACAGGCUUGGCGUCCCCAAGAAGUGAAGAAGAGGAUUUAAGAGAAGAGAAACAAGACACCAUAAGACAGACUGAAGAAACAUUUUCAAUGAGAUUUCAUUUCUUUAUAGGCUCUUUUUGUUUUUGUUUUUGUUUUUUGGGGUUCAAAGGUGGAGAAAGAUUUUGGUUUUUGUUGCUGACAGUUCUGGUCUUCUGGAUGGAGAUCAAAUAAAUUAGAGCGGUUUCAUUUCAGUAUCUCAUAUUGAGAGUAGCUAACUUUUGACGAAUUGUCGGUUAUUAUUUUUAAUUAAAUAUUUGAGUUUGGGUUUAGAGAGCUUAUGUAGGGGUUUAUAGAUUAGAUAUUAGAGUAUAUUAUCCUAACUCAAACUCUAGUUAAUUCAUGAUUUAUAUA
Molecule: messenger RNA, 1844 nt
Organism: Linum tenue
Lineage: Eukaryota; Viridiplantae; Streptophyta; Magnoliopsida; Malpighiales; Linaceae
Source: the annotation of a GenBank genome assembly